GAACCCAACUAUCCUCAUAAACCUCACAUAAAUUUUAAGAGCAAAAAGCUUCCAACCUAUCUAAGAAAAUGUAAGAAAUAUUAUACCCUUUUUGAGCACGACCGACUCAUAAAGCAACGAUCAUGCUCCAUUUUCAGGUGCGUAGAGAAAAUACCCCUUUCAUUCUUUACCUCCACGUCAAGAGCUAGGGUUUCGACAGUUGCAGGGUGCUUGAAAACUACUGGCGUCCAAACGCGAUUUUUGUCCUCAUAUGAGUGCCAUUUGUUGGUGUGUAUAUUGGGGCUCCAGUUUUUCAAUUCCAAGAUUGUGGCCUCCGCAAUUACACGCGGAAGAUUGGUUUCAAAUUCGAAAGUGUCAUUUUGUAAGGGAUUGCCCAACGAAGAGAAGGAAGAAUGCUGCACAAUUAAAGCCAAAGAACCAACAUUUGGUCAUCUCAAAGAGGAUGAGUUCAAGCUUCUCUGCGAAUACUUUCUAUUACGGAGUUCCCAACCCGUAGCACCAGAGCCAUCUCAUGAACAGGAUCCUGACAAGGACUCAAAUAUGAUGACAGAACCUUCGCAUGCCUUGCAGGCACAUGUGUUGGACCUACCCUCAGCUAAGCCAUCUUUUGAUGAUGAUUUUAAGGGCAGAGAUGGAGUGGGAAUAGGUGGUGGAGGAAUGGGUGGAGGAUUAGGUUUUGAAGUGUCAAGGGCAAAAACACAUAUGGAGAUUGAGGACCAUUCAGAUGUCUCACCUGAAGAAGGGGCAAUACUCAUUCCUUGUGAUGAGCUUCCUGAAAAUUGGUACAAUGCUCCAGAUCUAGAUUCAAUUAACCGUUUGGACCGGGGCUUUGUUUUUCCAGGAGAACAAUUGCAUAUUUUGGUAUAUAUUUCAUCACAUGAUCAAGAAGCAGCAGAAAUUAUCACACCUUUCAAGGUUGCGGCAGUGAUGAGCAAAAAUGGUUUCUUUAAGCAGAAAGAUAGUAAAAAAACGGGUAAUCUUGUACCUGAAACACAAUCUGCUGCUUAUGGGGAAAACAUAGAUGAUGUUGGUACAGAGAAUGGAGGGGUUGGAGCUGCAGGAGAGAAUGUUGCAUCCACAUUAAAGAAUCAAUCAGAAAUUCAAGGGGACCUCUCUUUCAGUGCCUCUCUUCUUAAGAUAGAAGGCCACAAAAAGAGGAGUGCCAUAAUAUUGGAAAGUUUUAGAAACUCACAUUUUUUUGUUAGGAUAGCUAGACCGGAUGAACCACUUUGGCACAAAAGAAGUGUAACUGAUCCAUUUUCAGAAUCUUCUGAAUUUGUAGAUGGGAAGGAUUCAGCUGAUAGGUUGGAAGUGCCAAAGACAUCACAAAGGCAUAAUUGCAUACCUGCCAUAUUAGAGGGAGGCAAAUUCGAUCCCAGUUCAGCUGGUGGAGUGGCGAGAAAUGCAGUUCAAUGUUGCUCACUUUCCAAUGGAGAUGUUGUGGUAGAAUUGCAAGUCACAGUCGCUACCAAUAUCACUGAAGAUGUUAUACUUGAAGUUCUUCAAUUUGAGAAAUAUCAGAGCAGCAGUUUAGGCUUAACACCAAGUGUAGGUAGCAUGUCUUCUCAACUUCAUCAAGAAAAUGUCAAGGAUUUACAGGAUCCUUGCAAAGAACUCCUCCAGUGGUUGCUCCCUCUAGAUCGACCUCUACCUCCGCCUGUUCCUUUAUCUCCACCACCUUUAGCUAUAUCUAGUUCAUUUUCUGGAAACUCAAGUCAUCGCUCGCAUUCUUCUGCCUCUUCUGCAUCCAACUUUUUUUCUUUUGGACAUUAUCGGAGUAAUUCAACAAGCUCACUUCCACAGGGCAUCCAAUCUCCGGCACCUAGUCUUUCUCUUUCCAAUUCUAGCCCAAACUUUGAUCUUGAAAAUUGGGAUAGAUUGGCAUCACAAAAGAUUGUCAAAGCACAAGAAGUUGGCAGUGAGGGUCUCCUAUCUUUUCGAGGCGCAUCCCUAGAGCCCCAGAGGUUUUCUGUUCAUUGUGGGUUGGAAGGUCUCUAUGUACCUGGUAAAAGAUGGAGAAGAAAGCUUGAGAUAGUACAACCUGUUGAAGUGGAUUCUUAUUUUGCUGAUUGCAACUCAGAGGAUCUCAUUUGUGUUUUGAUCAAGAAUGUUGUUCCAGGACAUUUGGCAGAUGUCAUUAUUUUUGUGGAUUCUAUAAGCAUAAUUUGUGAGGCAGCAGCUUCAGGAAGUCCACCUGUAUCUGUACCAAUUUCCUGUAUUGAGGUUGGAGAUGAGCAUUCAUUGCCAGGCCUUCCACUCAGGAGAGGGGAACAGCAUUCUUUAAUUCUAAAAGCAACAACAUCAAUGUGGAAAAGUACAGGCAUUGGAAGGGAGAAAAAUCCUCCUGGUGCACAAGUACGUAACUCAAAUAUGCCUGUUAAUUCAGCAAGCAGUAGGAAUGCAUUUCCAAGAAACAGGGAUGUGAAAAGGGGAAGUGUAGAGAGUGAUCAGCAAGAAUCGGGCCAGUAUGCAAUUUUAGUGUCUUGCCGAUGCAGUCAUACAGAAUCUAAGAUUUAUUUUAAGCAUUCCACCCAAUGGCAACCUCGUACACCAAGAGAUCUUCUGAUAUCUGUUGAAUCUGAAAUGUCAACUGCCAUUAGAUCUGAUGGAUCAUUACCUCAACUUUCAGCACAGGUAUUAACACUUCAAGCAACAAAUUUAACUGCAGAUGAUUUAAGCUUGACUGUUCUAGCCCCAUGCUCUAUGACAUCGCUACCAUCUGUGGUAUCUAUGAAUUCCACACCUACUACUCCAUCCAUGAACUCAUUUAUGAGUUUUUCAGAAGGCACGGGAAGAUCAGGAACACUGGACACCGAGGAUGGUGGCAUGACAGACAUGGCAAGAUUGCAAUCUACCUCUUUACCUUUACUCAGGCCAAUUGAAAACAUUACUGGAAUCACACCACUCUCUCUGAAGGAACAGAAUAUCUCUGCUGCUGACAUCAUGGCAGACAGUAGUUCAGCCUGCACACAUUUGUGGUUACAAAGUACCGUGCCACUCGGAUAUGUACCAUCCCAUUCGACAACAACAGUCAGACUUGAGCUACUUCCACUCACAGAUGGAAUAAUAACUCUUGACACACUCCAGAUUGCUGCAAAAGACAGAGGUAUAAUAUAUGUUCCAGAGAAGCCUCUAAAAAUAUUUUCAACAUCCAGUAUUGCAAGUAGCAUCAUCUGAUAAAUUGCUAUCGCAAUUUCAUGCACUUUGUUGCAUUGAUAACUUCCACCCAAAACUCAAGAUGGGCUCCCCCUUAAAUAUGGCUGUAUUACGCAAAGAGCAUAGCAGUUCAUUUUAUGUACACCAUUACUUAAUGUUUCUAGGCUCAAAGUCCAUAGGCUUUCAGUAUAAUAGAGUUACCUUUGCCCAAACAAAUUCAUUUCUUACCUUAUCAGUGUCAACUAUCUCAUUCUUUCAGUGACGUUGCUCACCAUAAAAAAAAUAAAAUCUAAGCAUUGUUUUAGAUUGUCAACGCAUAUGCUUCAGUUGGAUGAGCAUACCGCAUUCUUCAUCAGUGAAUGUAGUUCUUUCCUAAAGAGGACUAAUGUUAUUAUAUAUUCAGUUCAUUUUAGCUUUUCACUUACAAUAGGUGCUUCAUUCAAUCAAGAUGUAACUGUAACUGAAACCACGAAUUCAUUUUUCUCAACGGAUUUUUGAAUAAUUCUUCAUUGUACUAGUAUCCCUUGAUAAUCAAUUUUAUUUAUAUAUUUGGGAUUUAUAGUCUACCA
Messenger RNA from Cryptomeria japonica (Japanese cedar), 3725 nucleotides. RefSeq lists its product as uncharacterized. The record is from RefSeq and is a predicted model, not a curated record. The coding region runs from base 541 to 3177 and encodes 878 amino acids. The transcript has 12 exons. NCBI's taxonomy places the organism in Eukaryota, Viridiplantae, Streptophyta, Pinopsida, Cupressales, Cupressaceae.